GGGCCUGGCCGCGCCGUCCGGUGCUGCGGGACGCGCUGAGGGCCCGGAGCGGCCAUGCGGGUUCCGAGUCCGAGCCCCAGCCCCAGCCCCAGCCCCGGCGCGGCGCGGCUCCCCCGACGGAGGCGGCGGGCGCGAGGCGCGCUCUGAGGCCUGGGGAUGCGCCGCCGCCUCGACCAUGGGCGCCGUCGCCUCCCGAAGGAGGGCGCUGAGGAGCGAGGCCAUGUCCUCGGUGGCGGCCAAAGUGCGAGCAGCCCGAGCGUUCGGCGAGUACCUGUCCCAGAGUCACCCGGAGAACCGGAAUGGUGCAGACCACCUGCUGGCUGACGCGUACUCUGGCCACGACGGGUCCCCGGAGAUGCAGCCGGCCCCCCAGAACAAGCGGCGUCUCUCCCUCAUCUCCAAUGGCCGCUAUGAGGGCAGCCUCCCGGAGGAGGCCGUCCGUGGGAAGCCGGCCGGUGAGGGCCCCCAGCCCCGUGUGUACACCAUCUCCGGGGAGCCCACCUUGCUGCCCGGCCCGGAGGCCGAGGCCAUUGAGCUGGCCGUGGUGAAGGGGCGGCGGCAGCGGGAGCGGCACCCCCACCACCAUAGCCAGCCCCUGCGUGCCAGCCCGGGCGGCAGCCACGAGGACGUCAGCAGGCCCUGCCAGAGCUGGGCAGGCAGCCGCCAGGGCUCCAAGGAAUGUCCCGGAUGUGCCCAGCUGGCCCCCAGUCCUUCCCCUCAGGCCUUUGGGCUGGACCAGCCGCCUCUGCCUGAGGCCACCAGCCGCCGCAAGAAGCUGGAAAGGAUGUACAGUGUUGACCGCGUGUCUGAUGACGUCCCCAUCCGCACCUGGUUCCCCAAGGAGAACCUCUUCAGCUUCCAGACAGCCACCACAACUAUGCAAGCCAUCUCGGUGUUCAGGGGCUACGCGGAGAGGAAGCGCCGGAAACGGGAGAAUGAUUCCGCGUCUGUAAUCCAGAGGAACUUCCGCAAACACCUGCGCAUGGUCGGCAGCCGGCGGGUGAAGGCCCAGACGUUCGCCGAGCGGCGCGAGCGGAGCUUCAGCCGGUCCUGGAGCGACCCCACCCCCAUGAAAGCCGACACUUCCCACGACUCCCGAGACAGUGGUGACCUGCAGAGCUCACACUGCACCUUGGGCGAGGCCUUUGAGGACCUGGACUGGGAGACCGAGAAGGGCCUGGAGGCUGUAGCCUGUGACACUGAGGGCUUUGUGCCACCCAAGGUCAUGCUCAUCUCCUCUAAAGUGCCCAAAGCUGAGUACCUCCCCACCAUCAUCCGCAGAGACGACCCUUCCAUCAUCCCCAUCCUCUACGACCACGAGCACGCAACAUUCGAGGACAUUCUGGAGGAGAUAGAGAAGAAGCUGAACGUCUACCACAAGGGGGCCAAGAUCUGGAAGCUGCUGAUUUUCUGCCAGGGCGGCCCGGGACACCUGUACCUGCUCAAGAAUAAGGUGGCCACCUUUGCCAAAGUGGAGAAGGAGGAGGACAUGAUCCACUUCUGGAAGCGGUUGAGCCGCUUGAUGAGCAAAGUAAACCCAGAGCCGAACGUCGUCCAUGUGAUGGGCUGCUACAUUCUGGGGAACCCUAACGGGGAGAAGCUGUUCCAGAACCUCAGGAGCCUCAUGACCCCUUACAGGGUCACCUUCGAGUCCCCCCUGGAGCUGUCGGCCCAAGGGAAGCAGAUGAUUGAAACCUACUUUGACUUCCGGCUGUACCGCCUGUGGAAGAGCCGCCAGCACUCGAAGCUGCUGGACUUUGAGGACGUUCUGUGAAGGGCGGGGCCGCUGCCUUGGACCGGCGACCGGGGCUCGGCUGCCGUGCGCGCCCAGUUCCGUGUGGGUCCUGGUCUUCACGGCCACUUCAGGGCACCCUCGGACGCCGCUCAGGUUCCCUCCCAGGGAUCUGGUCCUCAACACAGCCCGGGUCACAGAGGCCACAGCCCCUGGGCCUGGGAGGAGCCUCAUCCAUCACGGCCACCACGGCCGUGGAAGUUGGCCGGGCCUCGGCCUCGCCUGGAGGCUGCAGCACGGGGGCGGCUCCUCUGUAGGUUCAUAGAAAUAAGUGCAAUUUCCUACACGCCCGAGACAAUUCCAAGGGAAGCAGCAUUACUAGGGAGCUAGUCAAGGGCUGCGUUACUAGUUACGGCGUAGAUGUCCCGGCUCAGCUCUGUGCCCAGCUCCCCAGCCCUGCCGUAUCUGAUCACCAGCACCAGGGCGGCCCGGCGGCCCGGCUGGCUCCGUCGCUGGCCGAGUCCCUGAUCGUCCGUGCUUGCGCUGCUCUCGCCGCCCCUGCGUCCCUGGCCUCAGGCGCACCGGCUCAGCACGGUGCCUGGGCAGCCACAGAGUGGGGGCGAGCCUUCCUUUGCUCAGAGGGCCACUGGGUCGAGUCAGGCCCUGCCUGCUCCCCAGCCUCCCGGGCCUGCCCGGCUCCCCACAGCUGUCCAGCUCAGCUUUUGGCGGCCGAGGUCCGACGGCCUCUCCCAGCGCAAAGCCUGGGGUCUUGGUGGGAGCCUGCUGGGGCUGGGUCCCGGUGGCGAGAACCCUGCAGCACACUGCAGUGGGGGGCCCGGGCCUGAGAGCUGGGCGGCUGGUGGGCUCUGGGCUCACAGCCUUGCUGUGGCCUGGCGGGGGGCUCUCUUGUACAUAGCUGGGGCUCGGGGGCUGGCCCCCCUUUGCAGAGCCUGGUGCCAGACACCCGGCUGUGCCCCUGGCCGAGGGGGCGGGGCUUGAGCCGGGCUCUGCACCACGUACGGCAUCCCUUAGAGUGACCAUUAAAUCUGACCCUCCGCUGCG
Messenger RNA from Phacochoerus africanus (Common warthog), 2794 nucleotides. It is a transcript of the gene NSMF, whose product is annotated as NMDA receptor synaptonuclear signaling and neuronal migration factor. The transcript has 16 exons. NCBI's taxonomy places the organism in Eukaryota, Metazoa, Chordata, Mammalia, Artiodactyla, Suidae. Gene Ontology annotation, biological process: positive regulation of neuron migration; regulation of neuronal synaptic plasticity. The coding region runs from base 176 to 1774 and encodes 532 amino acids. Gene Ontology annotation, molecular function: protein binding. The record is from RefSeq and is a predicted model, not a curated record. Gene Ontology annotation, cellular component: nucleus; cytoplasm.